This is a messenger RNA of Oryzias melastigma (Indian medaka), 3811 nucleotides long. It is a transcript of the gene angel1, whose product is annotated as angel homolog 1 (Drosophila). NCBI's taxonomy places the organism in Eukaryota, Metazoa, Chordata, Actinopteri, Beloniformes, Adrianichthyidae. The transcript has 11 exons. Gene Ontology annotation, molecular function: 3'-5'-RNA exonuclease activity. The record is from RefSeq and is a predicted model, not a curated record. The coding region runs from base 1013 to 3187 and encodes 724 amino acids.
AGACCGAACGCCCUGAGCAGAAACUGUCUUCGCAGCAGCCGACUGAGGAGAAUCUGGGAUCAGGUUGGGCUGAGAGAGUGACAGCAUCGCCGGAGAACUGGCAACGCGGUACGAUGAGGCCCCUCCCAGCGUUGACACACCGGAUCAUGCAAGCGGCUUCAACAAACAUUUGAUGAAGAAGAAUGGACUGCUCUUUGGAGCUCAGUGGGAUGCUGUGAUGGGAUGCCAUCACUGUCCACAGAGAUGAGAACAACAGCCUCGAAUUGGGUCACAGAAACUGACAGGAGGUCAGCGGAUGCCGAGGAUCAUCAUGUGCAGAGGUUUCAAACCACAGGCGUAUAGUUACCAUCUUACUGCACGCCACAAACGUACAAACUUUGUUUCCUUCUUGUCAGUUUAAGAAGAAAAUAUAGCUUUGUGAAGCUGAUUUCUACAGUUACUUGUGGAUCUAAACUUACAUUACAUUGGUUAUGGUUGGAUGAAGCACUGGAGCAGAGAAAAAAACAUUCCACAGAGAAAUUGUGUUGAAGCAUUCAUAAAAAAAAUGAAAUACACAUUUUACAGUCAUUUCAAAAGCCCAAGUUAUCAAUAUUCAAACACUGAUAAGUACAUAUGUAUAGGGUACAUAUUAAGUAAAAAUAAAUGUAUGAAUUUCUUUACUCGUAUUAUUGAUAUAUAUUUUAUUAAUAUCGUUUUAGUUCACAUAUGAAAAGAAGGAAAAAAUAUUUUUCAUCCAUGAACAUGAUUUAUGCCUAAAAUAAAAGUUAAAUUCAAAAUAUAAUUCUUGGUCCCAAUGUUGUGCUUAAAAAACACAGAGUUAAUAUGUUUUAAAGCACAAGAUAUGUCUGAAAGAAGAAUAUAUGGUAAAAAAAGAAAAAAAAAAGUGAAAACAGCAGGUCAGAAUUUCUCAGUGAUUGACAGCAAACACUUGUCUCUCCGCGUGGAGUGAAGUGACGUCAACGUCAGCAGAGACCGUAGAGUGCGCAUGCGUUAACUUGUAGCAAAUAGUAACAUGAUUGGAAACUUGCUUUUCCACGUUCUCUAUCCGUUUUCGCGAUACCUCUGCUCUAGGCCGACAGAAAUAUCAGGGGAUGCUUUCUCUCCUGCUGUGGUUAAAGGCACAGCAGAGUGGGAUGGUGGUUCUCUUACUGUCAGCUUCACCCCGUCUGAGACAUCCUUGGUGCACCAGAGUGGAGAAACGAAAGAAAGGGUAGAACGGGAAAAGAAGCUCCACCCAAACACUGACAUGGAAUCACAUGAAGGAACAAAACAGGAUGCAGACCCAGAAAUCACUGAGGUGCAAUCUGUUUUGCAGAAGGAUGAAGGAAAUCCCAAUGAAAACUGCAAUAAGAAGCAAGACAGUGAGGACAGACGCUCCUCCACAGAGGAUAUUGCUGGUUCAGAAGCAGAAGAGUUGAAAAGUCUACAAUCACAGAGCCAUGCGCAAGAAGAGAAGCUUACAACUGCCGAACAGAUUCAGACACAAAUCUCUUACAAUCCAGCUGAGAGCACCGAACAAAGUUGUUCAGCUGAGGAUCAACUCCAAACACCAAGCAAAAAGUCGCCCCAGACUUCAGUGGAGAAUGUGUCAGAAGUAUCCGAGUGUUGGGAUGAAUAUGCUCUUCCCUUCAGAAAGGAGGCAUCUGAUGGUGCGACGGCUCCUCAGUUUUCACCGUCCUCCCUGCAUCUUCAGCAUGUUGAAGCACACGAAGAUCAAACCUGUUGGCACUUCCCUCAGGGACCCGGCCUAAUGCAGGAAAUCCAGUGCAAACCUUGGGAAUUUCCUGCUAUGAGCUAUUACCUGCCAGUGGAACCAACGGAACCAUUCGAAGUAAUAUGGAGAGUCUGGGAAGAACUGAGCAAUCACAGUGCUGCACCGGAGCUUGAUCUGAUUCCCUUCCCCUUCAAUAAUGUGUCAAUGGACUUCACUGUCAUGUCCUACAACCUCCUUGCUCAGGAUUUACUAGAACUUAACCAGCAUUUGUAUGCACACUGCCCCCUGGAGGUGUUGGCGUGGAACUACCGCUACAAUCUACUUGUAGAGGAAAUUAAAAAAUGGACACCAGAUAUAUUGUGUCUUCAAGAAGUUCAGGAGAACCACUAUGUGGAACAGCUGCAUCCUGCCCUUGUUGAAAUGGGUUACUCCUGUGUGUACAAGCGUCGCACAGGAACCAAAACAGACGGCUGCGCCGUUUGUUAUCGCAGCAGUUGCUUUGCUGGAGUUAGCUCCACUGAACUGGAGUUCUUCAGGCCGGAAACGGAGCUGUUGAACCGUCACAAUGUGGGCAUUGUUUUACUGCUUCGCCCACUGGUGGCUCAAGGAGCGGCGCUCAAAGAGAGUGGACCGCCGCUGUGCGUGGCCAACACCCACCUGCUCUUCAACCCACGCAGGGGAGACAUCAAGCUGGCUCAGUUAGCCAUAAUGCUGGCAGAAAUCGAUGCUGUGGUGAAGGCCUGCAAGGUCAAAGGUGAACACUGCAAUGUUGUGCUGUGCGGGGACUUUAACUCCCUUCCAAACACUCCUCUGUACCAGCUCAUCGUCGCUGGUGAGCUCUUCUAUCAGGGACUGCCCACGUGGAUGGUAUCAGGCCAGGAGGACCUGUCCCACAAACUCAGCUGUCACAAACUGUCUGCCCCACUGUGGCCCAGCUCACUGGGUAUCACUGACAGCUGCCAGUACACCACCGCUAACAGUCAAGAGAGCCAGAGCCUGAAAGCAGGAAAAUGUCGCUACAGCCACGACUUCAUGCUGCAGCUGCGCUUCUGUCAAGCUGCGUGUGUUCGUCCUCCAGACUUGGUUCUGAUUGAAGGAGUGACCGACCUCGCCCCAGAUGCUUCAAAGCCAAAUCAUUAUCCUCAAAGAUUUCGGCACAUUCUCCAGCACAGACUAAACCUGGAAUCUGUCUACAAGCACGUUUUUCCUAACUUUGAAAGACCUGAGGUCACGACCUUGCACUCUGAAGGAGGAGCCACUGUGGACUAUAUCUUCUACACCCCAAAACGCACAUAUUCCCCUCAUCAAAAACCUAGAGAAAAGUUUUCCGGUGAAGGCCUGAAGCUCACCGGAUAUCUCUCUCUCCUGCCGGAGGAUGUGUUGUGGUCACUCAACGGUCUUCCCAACCACAUCUUCCCCUCCGACCACCUCAGUCUUUUGGCCCGCUUCCAGCUGGAUCUUAACAUUUCAUAAAGAAGAUCGCGACAAAUACGCCAGCCUCAAAAGCCGGCAGUCUGUUUGAGUUUAUUUGAUAGGGAUUUAAAAGAGAAGACAUUUCUCCGUUUUGUGUUUGAUUAGACAACAAGACUGAAAAAUAAAGGAACUUUUUGAUUUAAACUUUAAAACAAGGCACAGGCAGUGGUUUAUAAACCAGGUCCAUACAUGUGUGAUAGACAUAGGAGGUGGAUUUGUACGACACGCUAUGGUUUUGCACACUCACAGUACAUAAAUACAGACUGCAUAAAGCCCCGAUGCACAGAUAUUUCUUAGGUUAUGUUUCCAUUCAGUGUUCCUUUAUCCCACACACCUAAUAAAAAACUGUUCUGUACAUUUCCUAUACUAAAAUCAGUGUCAGCACCAGUUACUGUACACAUUUAAAGGCUACAUAAAAAAGCUUGUACAAACAAAGGUGUUCAGGAAGAAAAGCUGCUGGUCACCCGUUCAACACUGAAUAGGUCAAAGUGUGUGGCAAUUGUUGAAAGCAAUUUAAAGUUCCUCAGACUCGAAUCUGGUAUCCGUUGAUGUCGGUGGACGGCUUUUGUUCCAAAACUUUCUUCUCUCCGGAGGGACUGCAAUAAAUACAGAAAUGAGCAUCAA